AUGGUGGCUCCAGCAAGCCUCGCCAAAGCAAUUGCUUCGUUUUCGGAGGAGAAAAAUGUGAAAUAUUCCUUAGCGAUCUCAGAAUUCAUGAAGAAAGCGGUGGGCAUCGAUCCCGCUCACUGCGUCAUCCAGUUUAUGAACCUGGAUGGCGAGAACGUAGGAUGCUGUGGCAGUACCAUGAAACAACUUGCUGCCGGCAAAUGA
Molecule: messenger RNA, 204 nt
Organism: Gongylonema pulchrum
Lineage: Eukaryota; Metazoa; Nematoda; Chromadorea; Rhabditida; Gongylonematidae
Source: the annotation of a GenBank genome assembly